This is a messenger RNA of Clavispora lusitaniae ATCC 42720, 684 nucleotides long. RefSeq names its product putative integral membrane protein. The record is from RefSeq and is a predicted model, not a curated record. NCBI's taxonomy places the organism in Eukaryota, Fungi, Ascomycota, Pichiomycetes, Serinales, Metschnikowiaceae.
AUGAUUGGCAUUGUCGUUUGGGUGCUUCCGUGGGUAUUCUCUCUUUUAUCCUUCUGGCUUCCUCUCCUCCUUUCGGUGAAGGCAUUGGCAAAUCCGGUCCAGCAUCAGCUCCAUUUCUUGCUAACGUAUUGGCUUGUGUACAUUGUGCAAUCAUAUGUGCAAAAAAUCCUCUUUGGGCUUCUUCCCGUUCCCGCCUGGAGAAUUGCCUUUGACCUUCUGUCCUUGUGGAUGUUUUAUUGUCGUGGCUGUCUUGUAUUGUCAAGCCAUUUUUUGCCAGGCGCCAUGCGCAGUGUUUCGGGUUUCACUUCCUUUGCGCAGUUCGAAUCUACAUGGCUAGAUCCGCAAGGCGAAUGGAUCGUGAGGAAUAAAGAGACAAUUGUUCGCUUUGCAUCGUGCCUUCCGAAGUCUGUUUCAAAUCCAAUAAUUCACUUUACAAAAGAAGCUAAGAAAUCGUAUGCCGCCGGGAACCGAUCAUUACUUCUGUUUGGAUUGGCCUUCUUUUGCUAUCCUGAGCUGGCUCAAGAGGUCAAGGCGCGCGUCGUACUGAGCCAGCGCGUGCUAGAUUCGUUGCGCCCCGGAAAAAGAGGCGAAGGAAAAAGAUGGCCCGCGCCGCCUCUUUCUGACGACCCUCCAGCUAAAGUUUCAGGCGCGCGCCUGAAUCUCAGAGCUGCCAGUUACAGUUGA